AUGACAGCCAUCCCCUCCAACCUCGUCCAAACCCUCCAAACACACACCUCGCCAGUCAACGCAAUCACCUUCUCCUCCCUCGGCGGCACGUACAUACUCACCGGCUCCUCUGACCGCCAGGUCCACCUCUCUCGCACCGAGCCCUCCAAAAGCACCUCAACAACAACCACAAGCCCCAUACAAAAGUACGCCUCCCACGGCUACCCCGUCCUCUCUAUCGCCGUCACCCGCUCCAAUCAGCAAUUCGCUUCCUCUGGUGGCGAUCGUGCUGUGUUUCUAUGGGACGUCUCCAACGCUGAAGGCACGACCCGCCGGUUUGGAAGCAAUACCUCACAAGCACAUACCUCGCGCAUCACCUGCGUGGAAUUUGCAGGCGCUGAUGAUUCAGUGUUGGUGAGCGGCAGCGAUGACCGCAGCGUCAGGCUGUGGGAUGUCAAGAGUAGAGACGCGAAGCCGCUGAUGGUGUGGGAGGAUGCCAAGGACGGAGUUAGUUGUCUGUCGGUGCCAGACAACGGAGUGGAGGUGUUGAGUGGGAGUAUUGACGGGAGAGUGAGGUGUUAUGAUGUGAGGAUGGGACGGGUCGUGGUCGAUGUUAUGGCGGGGGCGGUGACGAGCCUGGAGCUAGGGAGGGAUGGGAAGACGAUGUUGGUGGGUACGUUGGAUGGGAAGGUGAGGUUGUUUGAUCGGAGGGAUGGGAGUUGUUUGAGAACGUUCCCCAACGAGGACCAGGAGCAGGGGUAUAAGAAUGAAAGUCUAAGACUGAAGAGCUGUCUGGCUAUGAAUGAUGGUUUGGUGCUGAGUGGGAGUGAGGCAGAUGGCAAGGUCAGGGCUUGGGAUGUGCUGUCGGGAAAGAAUGUUGGUGACAUCACCCAAAAUACCACUGGUAAGGUUGUUAGUGUGGUCAGCUGGAGAGAGGGAAGCAAGACUGAGGAGCGGACAGGCGUUUUCGCUGCUGGAGGUGCAGCUGGUACGGUGAGUAUCUAUGGAACAUGA
Cyphellophora attinorum is the source of this 993-nucleotide messenger RNA. RefSeq names its product WD repeat domain-containing protein 83. NCBI's taxonomy places the organism in Eukaryota, Fungi, Ascomycota, Eurotiomycetes, Chaetothyriales, Cyphellophoraceae. The coding region runs from base 1 to 993 and encodes 330 amino acids. Gene Ontology annotation, molecular function: protein binding. The record is from RefSeq and is a predicted model, not a curated record. The transcript has a single exon. Gene Ontology annotation, biological process: mRNA splicing, via spliceosome. Gene Ontology annotation, cellular component: catalytic step 2 spliceosome.